Molecule: messenger RNA, 1665 nt
Organism: Rhipicephalus sanguineus (brown dog tick)
Lineage: Eukaryota; Metazoa; Arthropoda; Arachnida; Ixodida; Ixodidae
Product: protein AATF
Exons: 13
Coding region: 84-1640 (518 amino acids)
Biological process (GO): regulation of transcription by RNA polymerase II
Cellular component (GO): nucleus; nucleolus
Source: RefSeq, a predicted model, not a curated record
GAUGGCAGACUAGCCCUGGAGCUGUUUUGCAUGUUUUGGCUGCUUCGGCAUGCACGCUUUGGCAUAGCACUAGCAGUGCAGGUAUGAAUCGCGUUCUCCCUGCCCCCCGUACGGACAGUAUGUCGCUUUUAGAUAGCGUGAAUGAGUUGAUGAACACAGCGCCAGCGCUCGUGGAUCCGGAAGAUGACAUUCACGAAGAUACAAAGGCAAGGCUGGUGAACAAAUGCACUCUUGAUUAUGAGGAGGUCGUGGCUCAAAAGCCGAGGCCUCGAAGGCAGCCUCAAGUCAUACUGGGGGAUCGCUAUGCAGGAAAAAGGGUGUCCAGGAAGGAUCUGGAUGAGGAUGGCUUUGACAGUGACGAUGAAAACUUGCAAGGCAGUGAAGUUGAUGAUGAUGACAGCAUGUCAGAUUUGGGCAUUGGUGGCAACAAAGAUAGACUGGAAAAUUCAACGGAUGAGGAGCCAUCUGAAUCUGAAGGGGAUGAGGAGGAGGACGAAGGCAGUGGAGAUCACACUCUCCUUGCAACCGCCACCUCUAACCAGAAGGAAAGCUCCAAGCCUGCGGGGAUGGACAACUUUUCAACUGUGGACGUUGCAGCUGAAGUGAAGAAGGGAAAAGCAGUCCAUUCCCAAUUGCAGAUCUGGGACAGUGUUUUAGAGGUAAGGAUCCAGUUGCAGAAGCUGCUUAUGCUGGCAAACCACUUUCCAAAGCACGAACAGCAUUCCCUGUUUCGGUCGGCGGCUCUGGAGCAAGACAAGAAGAACGGCAACCUCAUUGGCCAAGCCAAGAGCAGCGUUGAAUUAGUCAUGCACCAGCUCCUUACCCUUCAGGAGCGCCUCAGGGAUUCGUACCCAGAGAUUCAAAGCAUCUUCUCAAAUGUCGCUGACAAGGAAAGAAAUGGCGAAGGUGAAAUUGACCCCGAAAAUGAAGAAAUUCCCAGUGACACCGAAGCCGAGGAGAGCUUGGACGAGAGUGAAGCCGAGCCACCUGAAGCCAGUCCUGGCAAGAGGAAGGCUGGCAAACAAGUACAUCCCGAUAAACCAACAAAGUGUCGUAAAAUGGACGCCUGCAUUGCAUCGGCUGCAGAAUUCUGGAAGAAGUUCGAGCCUUACAGGAACGCCACCAUCGAAAAGUGGUACGAGAGGACACGGCUGCUGUCUGGAAAAGUUGGCCGUAGUUUUGCCUCCCUCGAGCAGUCUCCGGUCAAGCAGAUUGAGCAUAUCCUCAUGGAUGAAGAACGACUGCUUCGCAGGACACAAACCAAGCGCUCCUCGUACAAAAUUCUUGGUGCUCAAGAGUCGACGAACGAUGAGCAGGAGCAGAAGUCUGGCACUGUGGAUGAAGAAGUUUUUGAUGAUGAUGAUUUCUAUCAUCAUCUUCUUCGGGAGAUCAUUGAGCGAAAGAGCUCCAACAUUGACAACCCCGUUGCCCUAAGCAGGCAGUGGCUGGAGAUCCAGAAGCUCCGGAAGAAGGUGAAGCGGAAAGUGGACACGCGGGCAAGCAAAGGCCGCAAGAUUCGGUAUGACGUCAUUCCAAAGCUCGUCAACUUCAUGGCACCUCUAGAUAGAUCAACAUAUUCUGAAGAGGCCAGGACGGAGCUGUUUUCAAGCUUGUUUGGACAGAAGAAAUAUGUGGGAUAAAGGGACUGUAAAAAUAAAUGAAUAA